ACCCGCCAAGACUUGAAGUAGCCGCGGCGGCGUCCGGAGUGGCGCUGGGCUCCCGCGGGGUGCAGCUGCGGCCGGGGAGGGAGUGCCGGGCGGAGCGGCCCGCCUCCCUUUGUGUCCAGGGCCAGGGGCCACCGGAGGGCGGCCCGCUGGCCGGGCCUGCCCUCGGCGCCCCGGACUGUGGGGUCUGGCUGCGGGGUGGACGCCCACCUCUCCGCCCUUCUGAGGUCCCCGGAGACCCAGCUCAUGGUUGACAGCUCAGACAGAGAAAAAUUUGAGGGAGGAUGGAUGCAAAAUCUCGGAAUUGUUUGCUUCAACAUAAAGAAGCUCUGGAAAAGGACAUCAAGACACCCUACAUCAUGGAUCACAUGGUUGGUGAUGGAAUUUUAACAACACUGGAGGAGGAAGAAGUAAGAAAUGAGCCUACUCAACAGAAAAGAGCAGCUUUGCUAAUUAAAAUGAUACUUAAAAAAGAUAAUUAUUGCUACAUAUCAUUCUAUAAUGCUCUACUACUUGAAGGAUAUAAAGAUCUUGCUGCCCUUCUCCAAGAUGGCAUUCCUGUUGUCUCUUCUUCCAGUGACAAAGAUUCAGUUGGUGGAAUAACUACAUAUGUAAGGACAGUUCUAUGUGAAGGUGGAGUACCACAGAGGCCAGUCGUUUUUGUUACUAGAAAGAAGCUGGUGAAUGCAAUUCAGCAGAAGCUCUUCAGAUUGAAUGGUGAACCUGGAUGGGUCACCAUAUAUGGAAUGGCAGGCUGUGGGAAGUCUGUAUUAGCUGCAGAAGCUGUUCGAGAUCAUUCUCUCUUAGAAGAUUGCUUCCCAAGUGGUGUGCAUUGGGUUUCAGUUGGGAAACAAGACAAAUCUGGGCUUCUGAUGAAACUGCAGAAUCUUUGCGCACGGUUGGAUCAGGAUGAGAGUUUUUCCCAGAGGCUUCCACUUAAUAUUGAAGAGGCUAAAGAUCGUCUCCGCAUUCUGAUGCUUCGCAAGUACCCAAGGUCUCUGUUGAUCUUGGAUGAUGUUUGGGAUCCUUGGGUGUUGAAAGCUUUUGAUAAUCAGUGUCAGAUUCUUCUUACAACGAGAGACAAGAGUGUUACAGAUUCAGUAAUGGGUCCCAAAUAUGUAGUCCCUGUGGAGAGUGGCUUAGGAAAAGAAAAAGGACUUGAAAUUUUAUCCCUUUUUGUUAAUGUGAAGAAAGCGGAUUUGCCAGAACAAGCUCAUAGUAUUAUAAAAGAAUGUAAAGGUUCUCCCCUUGUUGUAUCUUUAAUUGGUGCGCUUUUACGUGAUUUUCCCAAUCGCUGGGAUUACUACCUCAGACAACUUCAGAAUAAGCAAUUUAAGAGAAUAAGGAAAUCUUCAUCUUAUGAUUAUGAGGCUCUGGAUGAAGCCAUGUCUAUAAGUGUGGAAAUGCUCAGAGAAGACAUCAAAGAUUAUUAUACAGAUCUUUCCAUCCUUCAGAAGGAUGUUAAGGUGCCUACAAAGGUGUUAUGUAUUCUCUGGGACAUGGAAACUGAAGAAGUUGAAGACAUACUGCAGGAGUUUGUUAAUAAGUCUCUUUUAUUUUGUGAUCGGAAUGGAAAAUCAUUUCAUUAUUAUUUACAUGAUCUUCAAGUAGAUUUUCUUACAGAGAAGAAUCGCAGUCAGCUUCAGGAACUUUGUGCCUUAAUGUUUUCCCUGGAUUGGAUUAAAGCAAAAACAGAACUCGUGGGCCCUGCUCAUCUGAUUCAUGAAUUUAUGGAAUACAGGCAUAUAUUGGAUAAAAAGGAUUGUGCAGUCUGUGAGAAUUUUCAAGAGUUUUUAUCUUUAAAUGGACACCUUCUUGGACGACAGCCAUUUCCUAAUAUUGUACAACUGGGUCUCUGUGAACCGGAAACUUCAGAAGUUUAUCAGCAAGCUAAGCUGCAGGCCAAGCAGGAGGUCGAUAACGGAAUGCUUUACCUGGAAUGGAUAAACAAAAAAAACAUCAAGAAUCUCUCCCGCUUAGUUGUCCGCCCCCAUACAGAUGCUGUUUACCAUGCCUGCUUUUCUCAGGAUGGUCAGAGAAUAGCUUCUUGUGGAGCUGAUAAAACUUUACAGGUGUUCAAAGCUGAAACAGGAGAGAAACUUCUAGAAAUCAAGGCUCAUGAGGAUGAAGUGCUUUGUUGUGCUUUCUCUGCAGAUGACUCGUUUAUAGCAACCUGCUCAGUGGAUAAAAAAGUGAAGAUUUGGAAUUCUGUGACUGGGGAACUAGUACAUACCUAUGAUGAGCACUCAGAGCAAGUCAAUUGCUGCCAUUUCACCAACAGGAGUCAUCAUCUUCUCUUAGCCACCGGGUCAAGUGACUUCCUCCUCAAACUCUGGGAUUUGAAUCAAAAAGAAUGUCGAAAUACCAUGUUUGGCCAUACAAAUUCAGUCAAUCACUGUAGAUUUUCACCAGAUGAUAAGCUUUUGGCUAGUUGUUCAGCUGAUGGAACAUUAAAGCUUUGGGAUGUAAAAUCAGCAAACGAGAAGAAAAGCAUUAAUGUGAAACAAUUCUUCCUAAAUUCAGAGGACCCCCAAGAGGAUAUGGAAGUGAUAGUGAAAUGUUGUUCAUGGUCUGCUGAUGGUGCUAGGAUAAUGGUGGCAGCAAAAAAUAAAAUCUUUCUUUUUGACAUUCAUACCAGUGGCCUAUUGACAGAAAUCCACACAGGCCAUCACAGCACCAUCCAGUACUGUGACUUCUCCCCUCAUAACCAUUUGGCAGUAGUGGCUUUGUCCCAAUACUGUGUGGAGCUGUGGAAUAUAGAUUCAUGUUUAAAGGUAGCUGAUUGCAGAGGACAUUUAAGUUGGGUUCAUGGUGUGAUGUUUUCUCCUGAUGGAUCAUCAUUUUUAACAUCUUCUGACGACCAGACAAUCAGGCUCUGGGAGACAAAGAAAGUAUGUAAGAACUAUGAUAUAGUGUUAAAGCAAGAAGUAGAUGUUGUGUUUCAAGAAAAUGGAGUGAUGGUCCUUGCAGUUGACAAUAUAAGACGUCUACAACUCAUUAAUGGAAAAACAGGUCAGAUUGAUUAUCUGACCGAAGCUCAAGUUAGUUGCUGUUGCUUAAGUCCACAUCAUCAGUAUAUUGCAUUUGGAGAUGAAGAUGGAGCCAUUGAGAUUUUAGAACUUCUAAACAACAGAAUCUUCCAGUCCAGAAUUCGGCACAAGAAAGCUGUACGGCAUAUCCAGUUCACAGCCGAUGGGAAGACUGUUAUUUCAAGUUCUGAUGAUUCUGCAAUUCAGGUGUGGAAUUGGCAAUCAGAGGAGUAUGUCUUUCUGCAAGCCCAUCAGGAAACAGUGAAAAAUUUUAGGCUCUUGAAAAAUUCAAGACUGCUUUCUUGGUCAUUUGAUGGAACAGUGAAGGUAUGGAAUAUUAUUACUGGAAGAAUGGAAAAAGACUUCAUCUGUCAUCAUGGUACGGUACUUUCUUGUGAUAUUUCUCUGGAUGCUACUAAGUUUUCAUCUACCUCUGCUGACAAGACUGCAAAGAUUUGGAGUUUUGAACUCCUUUCCCCUCUUCAUGAGUUGAGGGGCCACACCGGCUGUGUGCGCUGUUCUGCCUUCUCUGUGGACAGUACCCUGCUGGCGACUGGAGAUGACAAUGGAGAAGUCAGGGUAUGGAAUGUCUCCAAUGGUGAGCUUCUCCAUUUGUGUGCUCCGAUUACAGAAGAAGGAGCUACUACCCACGGAGGCUGGGUGACUGACCUUUGUUUUUCACCAGACAGCAAAAUGCUUGUCUCUGCUGGAGGGUAUCUUAAGUGGUGGAAUGUUGUCACCGGAGAAUCCUCACAGACUUUCUACACAAAUGGAACCAAUCUUAAGAAAAUACAUGUGUCCACUGACUUCAGAACAUUUGUGACUGUUGAUAAUCUUGGUAUUUUAUAUAUUUUACAGAUUUUAGAGUAAAAUAGUUAAGCAUUAAUGUAAGUUGAACUCUUUAAUUUUGAAUUGAAAAAAAUUUUAGUGAACCUCUCUGUAUAUCAACUUUUUAUAAAGCUGUGAAUUGUUUUGCAGUAUUGCAUUAAUUAUAGGAAUAUUUGUGGUUGGAUGAAUAAUAUUGUAGCUUUUUCCCAAGUGAACACACCUUUAAUUGUUUUUUAUAAUCAUCGUCAUUAUUAACAGUUUGUCCUUAAGAUGCAAAUGAAAAUGUAAAUACAUACCUUGUUAUACUGUUGGUAAAAUUCUCUAGAUGCAUUGAAAUUGGUUGACAUAAUUAAUGAGAAGAAUUUGAAGGAAAUCUGUAUUUUAAUACUGUCAUCACGCAGGCUGUACCUCAGGGUAGCAGUGGCCUGCUUUCUGAACCACGCUUACCCCACAGGGGUAUAGUUCUCCCAAAUACAAUCUUGCAGUUUACUUGCACUCUUUUUAUUUGCUUUAUAAAUAUUAUAUCUGUGGGCACAGUCUGAAACAUUUUCCUUAAUUGACUCAAGUGAGUCUUGGAUUUCAGCAGUUCUUUCUAUGAAGCAAAAACUAUGAGUUGCAGACAGUACAUUGUGUGGGUCUGCCUUUUUCUCCUGUCGCUGAUGGCAGCCCUGUGCUGUCACUGGGCUCCAGUUGUCAGAAUCAGAGUGGGGCACUAUUCUGCUGUCUCUGGUUUCUUAUAUACCAGACUUCUUACUUGACUGAACUUGACCUUUCUUAAUCCUCACUUUUUUCUUUUUUUAAAAGCAGUUGCUCCACAGCUAAGUGUUAGUAAAUUGGAAUAACUGGGGAGGAAGGGAUCACUUUUAAUCAUAUAUUUUUCUAAGAAAUGUGAAAUAGUAAACAUAAUUUCCUUCUAAUUCCAUUUAUUUUUGGAUGAAUGGCAUUGUCAAUGCUAUUCUCUUUGUAGAUUUCAAGAGAAUUCUUUGUGGUUUUCUAUGCAGUUCCAGAAGAGUCACUGUGCCUCUGGAAGAUGUCAGCUUUAACCUCCAACCACCUUGUCUUCCUUCCCCUUCUCUCUCCUCCCUGCCUCCCAGUACUUUCUUCUUUCCUCUCUUCCUUUCCCUUUCUCUUCCCUCCAAGGUAAUCAGGAAGGGUAGCUUUUCUUUUCACAGGGGAAAAACUCAUCGGCAUCAAUAACUAGCUAUCUGUGACCUCCUGAUUAGGAACUGUAAUCAAAGCUUAAAUCUAAAUGUUUUCCCUGAAAUAUAUUAUUAAGGGCA
Messenger RNA from Propithecus coquereli (Coquerel's sifaka), 5134 nucleotides. It is a transcript of the gene APAF1, whose product is annotated as apoptotic peptidase activating factor 1. Gene Ontology annotation, cellular component: apoptosome. NCBI's taxonomy places the organism in Eukaryota, Metazoa, Chordata, Mammalia, Primates, Indriidae. Gene Ontology annotation, molecular function: ADP binding; protein binding. The transcript is spliced from 26 exons. The coding region runs from base 282 to 3896 and encodes 1204 amino acids. Gene Ontology annotation, biological process: apoptotic signaling pathway; regulation of apoptotic process. The record is from RefSeq and is a predicted model, not a curated record.